This is a messenger RNA of Pseudovirgaria hyperparasitica, 6088 nucleotides long. RefSeq lists its product as uncharacterized. Gene Ontology annotation, cellular component: Scc2-Scc4 cohesin loading complex. The coding region runs from base 233 to 6013 and encodes 1926 amino acids. Lineage: Eukaryota; Fungi; Ascomycota; Dothideomycetes; Acrospermales; Acrospermaceae. The record is from RefSeq and is a predicted model, not a curated record. Gene Ontology annotation, biological process: establishment of mitotic sister chromatid cohesion; replication-born double-strand break repair via sister chromatid exchange; regulation of gene expression. Gene Ontology annotation, molecular function: chromatin binding. The transcript is spliced from 4 exons.
UCGCAUGCACAUCUACCCUCGCCUUCAUAUCGCUCUCGCUCUAUCGAAUCGUGCGUCGCAUUGUUGUACUGCGCGCCGUCAGGCUUCCACCUUUGUCGUCCUUUUCGGCCCGGCUACCAUGGCAUCUUGACAGACCUCAGAUCCUUCGAAUCCCUACCUGAGCUGCUCGCGGCUGUAGACGAAUCUAUACAAGUUUGCGCCGCUCCCAGAUGUCUGUGUGAUUCUGGCAAAAAUGGAGUCGAACGGGCAGCCUCAUCAGCAGUAUGGGGCUCAGUUACCCUUUAGACCACCUACCGUGGAGGAAGCUUUACCGUACACUCCCCUCAGCUCCAUAACACCGUUCAGUCCUGAUGUUAUAGCAUAUCCCUCUGCCGUCCCUUCAAGCAGGACGUCAAUCUUCACCAGCCAAUCCGAACGUCAAGCGGCCAAUCGUAGUCUUGAAGCUUGGGACAAUGAGAUAGAUGCUCAUGGAAAUACUUCUGAGAAGCUGCAGAAGACCCUGAGUGAUCUCAAACGGCUACUACAGUCCGGCGACACUCCUCAGUACGUCUUCAAAGAACCUCACCAGCACGCUUCGAUGAUGGCUACAACUGCGACUACAAAUGGGAAGCCUCCUGCACCAACAAACCCCAGAUUGGGAAAAUUCGCGCGGACCGUCCUGAACGCUACGAACAUUCGACAUAAAUACCAGCCCUCUGCUCAAGCGAAUGGAAACACAAAGAGCCGUCAAAGCUCGACCCCAGUCUCACAGGUUCCUACUCAAGCCGUCCGAACACAGCGAGUUGAACAGAAUGGGGCAAUUACAACGCACACCAACAGGGUACCCUCACAGCAGAAUAUAGGAGCUUCUGAACCUGCUAGACCGCAGGUGGCUCCGCAGAAGACCCCCACUGUACAGCAUCACCCUUCGUCAAGCACGCCCACGGUUCUACCUAAGAUCAAGUCAGAGGGCUCGCCGUCUACUCCCAGCCCUGCGAAGAGGCCAAUUGGCAUGGUUGUCAUUCCCGUCAAACGAGCUUCAGCGUCCGCAACGCCUACUAAACAACAGCGAUCCUCCACUCCUCAAUCUGUGCAGCCGGUUCAGCCGAAUCACCAUGUACAGCCGGUUCAGCCUGUGCAGCCUGUGGUUCAGGCACCCGUGCCGCGACCGGCACCAAGUAUCAGACCCGGGCAAGCACAGGUGAUUCUGACGCCUGGUCCCAAAUGGAACCCCUCUCAACGCUCGGAAUGGAAGAAGUUUCCCGAGCUCGACGCGAUGGUCCAAUCCAGGGACGAACCUCUUUCGCAAGAACGUCGUGACGAGUACGACACUAGUCAAGCCCAGGAUCGGACCAAAACGCGAGACGUGACUGUGCAGGCACUCGAGGACUUUCUCGAGGAGGUCUUUGAGUUGGAAGAUGCCGGGGAUGAUGCUCAUUCUGCGGCGAACGCUACCAGACUCUUGACAACCAUCAGUGUCGAUGGUUUAGACACCCAGACACUGACCACAGAAGGGCUCAAAUAUCUAGACUCGCAUUUGCAGAAGGUGGUAAAGGAAAAGCAGUUUGGAAACUUGUCAGAAGACUUUCUACGGCGAGCACAAAAGCUUUGCGAGGGCUACGCUAGAUCAGUGCCUGAGAUCGACCUGCGAGUUUCUGAUGACUGGUCGAUGGACAAGAUUGCAGAAUUCGACACACGUGUGGUGGAUCUGAAUGACGGCUUAGAAGCCGUAAAAGUCCUCCUCAGAAUCAUGGUCGCCGCAGGAAACAACAUAACCCUCUGCCCCGAGGAAAUGCUCAAGGCAGUCAUCGCCGCGGUCAAGCACACCUUGGACACUUUGAUCAUACCGGUAGUGGAAUCGCACACACGCGCUGGCAACAACAUCAUGAGGACUAUCCAGGACUCAAAAUCGAACCUCCCAAACGUCCUCAUGCGAGUGGGAAAUGCGCUAAAGAUGCUCGAGCAAUUGUUCGCUAACAUGACAAUCAAUGAAGAAGUCAGGAGCUCGGUUGAGGAUUUGGCAAUUCGGCUCCUGUUUGUGGAAAACGCAAGCAGCGAACAAAAUGCACCUCUGGGUCUUCAGAAGUUUGAAUUGCUCCGAAAACGUGCAAUGGACCUUGUUGCCGGCCUUUUUCAAUGCUAUCCAUCACAGAGGGACACAAUCGUCCGAUACGUUCUCUCGUCCCUGUCGUCACUCCCGGUCACGCCUCAGCAGGCCAGACAUUUCAAGACACCCGGAGGCUGUACAAUCCAGGUGGUGACCGCGCUAUUCAUCCGAUUCGUGCAGUCAAGUGCCUCAAGACCCCAUCGGGCGUCUGAAACUCUCUCGUUGGGCGAAGGUGAUUAUAAUAGUGACGUCGGACAAAACAUGAAUACAGCAGCCACAAAUGUCUCGGACUCUGAUGCCGAUGGCGAAUCCGAUGAUGAUAUGCCCCAGACGACCAAGCCCAAGGCGGUGCAGCAAAGUUCAAGAAAACCUUCUCUCGAAGCUAUGGUAAACCCGCUCGUCUCUGCUGCCACCAGUAUGGCCAAGUCAAUAGUGGGACAUAUGUUUACGAGGUCUUUGGAAGCAAGCAAAAGCGGAGACUCGCCUUAUCAAAAGCUGCUCGAACUGUUCGUAGAGGAUUUAGUCGCGAUCUUUGUUCUUGAUUCUUGCGACUGGCCCGGAGCUACGACACUUCUACGCGUUGUGUGUGGGUACUCUCUGAACGUGUACUCCAACGACAACUACCCAGUCGCAAACCGCACCCUUUCACUCGAUAUCAUGGGUCAGCUGGCCGGCGCGAUAUAUGACCUGCAAAAGGCUGUGCGCCGAGACACACGCAUAUUGGACCCAAGUGAGUCUCCAAUGUCAGCGAAGCUAUCGCAGCUCGGAGAGAACGUUAUCAACAAUGAUGUCGGUCCCGGUGAACUUUACGCGUUCGAAGGGCCGUAUCGACUCUGCAUUGAGUAUAUACACGGCAGCACUACUAAAGAUCUACGCCUGCAUAGUGGCCGUGGUUUCUUCCUAUCGACUUGGGCCGCUGGUAUUCUUGAAGAGACCAAGAAGGAAGAUGCCAGCAAAGAAUUCGCAGCUUUAGCACAGCAUUUGAGGAAUGCCUUGGCUGAUCCACAAUGGCUGACAUACAAAUUCGAGUUCCCCAUGGUGCCGAAAUCGUAUGCAAAUCUCGCAGCUGCCGUGGUUGCUAUGCAAAGCGAAUUUGGUAGUGCCUUGCCAACGAUUCUCACCCAUGUUCUGGCCUCCUGCGCGAGCACUUCAACAUCAACCAAGAAUCGGGGUCUGAAGGCCUUGGAGCGUCUUGCUAUCAAGGAUCCUCUGCUUUUGACGCAAAAUCCGAAGGUCAUUCCUUAUAUCAGGAGGAUGGCAUAUGAAGACCCAUCAGCACAAAUUCGCGACACUGCUCUGCAACUAUUGCAGACUUGUUUUUCGCAGGACCGUACCAUGGACAAAGAUCUGUACAGCAAGCUCAUCGAGCAGGCUCGUGUUGAUCCCAGCGCCAACCCGAAGAAACGCUGCAUGCGGUUCCUGAAAGAUAUUUAUCAGAGGAACGACGAUGUGGACAUGCGCUCUAGCAUUGCCGGGCUGUUUAUGAACAGAAUCCUGGAUCUUGAAGAGCUUAUUGUCAAACUUGCAAAGGAAUCUCUCGAAGAACUCUGGAUCUCGCCGUUCCGUGGUGCACGAGAUGCUCGCCUGAAUGUGACUUUCAAAUCAAAUGUCACGUUGAUCGUCUCUGCUUUACAACAGGACGAUUGGCUAGUCAAACCGUUCGGUAUCUGGAUCAACAGUUUACUGGACGAGAAAUCAAAAUCUAGAGCUGAGAAUGCCCAUGUCUUGAAAGAUCUUGUGGCCAAUCUGUUCGAGAGCUUCGGCGGAAACACCAGUAUUCAGCGCCAAAUAUCAAUUCUGAAGGCCAUUGCCGUGUUUGCCAAGGCAAAUCCGCAGUUGCUAAACCGGCCUCAAUUGAACUCACUUACUCCAUUCCUGAAGAAUAUACAGACUCUAGAUGAUGCAGAUCUUUUCUUCCCGACGGUCGAGAUAUUCAAUGCCACUCUUAAGACGCUCAUCUCGUCGUCCAAGGACUCGCUACUCGAACACCUCGACAAGAGUUUGGGUGACUCUCUCGCAAGGCUUUCCAAGGUUGCCGUGCGCCAGGUUGCUAUCUGUAUGGAUAUCCUGUCCGGAUACCUGACAAGUACCCAACAGAAAUGCUUAAACAUUACAAGCUCCGUAAUAAGCAAUCUGAAGAAAAACGAGCCGUCGAAUCCUUCCAGCAAGGUCAGGAAAUGGUUGACACUGCUCGGUGUGUUCGGAAAUGCUCACGAUUAUGCGCCUCACCUGGAGAGGUUUCGCACAAGAUUCCCUCACUGGAAGGGCGCUUCAGUGUUGAGCCUUUUCGUGGACGAAAUUUGCCCCAGAACCUCCCCCAAGUUCGACAAGGAGGUCAGAGUUGCGGCAUUUGAGGCAAUCGGCCUGAUAAGCCUGAGAAAACCGAAAGAGCUGAAUCGUGAUGACGUUCUCUCCGCCAUGAGAAAAGCGCUUGAGGAUUCAAGUAGCGGACUCGACAUUACCGUUCUUGAAGUUCUAAGAGAUUUCUUCCAGUCUGAAGAGAAACGAUCCGAGACUGGGGCGGUGAUAGCUGUUGGUAAGGGUGCUGUGCAAGGUGCCGAGCGUAUGGGGACCUCCCUCAAUGCCAGCGACAACGAUGGUGUCAUUACAACGUUGGCGCGCAACUUCUUGCAGCCAGUGAAACACAUAGCGCUCUCCACUACGGACGACCGAGCCCCGGUAGCUGUCAGUAUCCUUGUCAGCAUCAGUCGCCAAGGUCUCGUUAUACCUAAUGAAUGCAUUCCGGCGUUCAUCGCUCUGGAAACAUCCGAUAAGGAUUCCAUCGCCGUUCCAGUCUUCAAGGAACACGAGUCAGUACACCAGAAGCACGAGAGUAUCGUUGCGAAAGAGUAUUACAAAGGUGUGCUCCAAUCGUAUCAAUACCAGAUGGACAAUUUCAGCAACUCGCGAGGUGCCAAGUUUGAGAAAGACAAGGCUGCCAUUCCGAAGCUGAAAUAUCUCUUCUCCAUCAUCAAGGGAGCAAGUAGUAAAGUGCGCAAAGACUUCUUCAAGGUCGCCGCCACGAAACUCCAAUUUGCCUUUGAUGACUUUCAGUCGACUGGCGACGAGCCACAGGAUCUCUACUUCCCUCAGUAUGUCCUGGAGAAUCUAUUAGCCGCCGAAUACGUACAAAACAUCGAACUGAUCACCCUGACCGACAACUUGCUCAAGAUCUUUUCUUCGACUGGUACGAUAGUUGCAGAGGUUAUCGAGAGAGAGGUUCUCUCUUCUAAAACAAUGGUAGCGCCAGCCCCAACAGACUUGGCCAAUGUCACGGCCACGACGGAGUCUACUGCGACAGAUUUUGAUGGAACUCAGCCGGGGCCUAAUGGCGAACUUGUUGCCACUGCAGAGCCUCCACAUCUUCCAGCGGUACCUGACCUAGAUUUGGACCGAUUGCGUCACCUGACAGCAGCCUCUAUGGUCCUGAGUCUCAUCCUCGAGACGUGCAAUUGGCUUAAACGCGCGUACAGCCUUGAGAAGGCAAAGGCAAAGAAGGACCAGCACCUGAAAGCACCAUUCCGAACCAAUUUCAUAUCUGCAGACAAAUACGGCCAGCAGAGCGAGCAGAUCAUGUCAUCGCUCGACAGCAGAGAAAGCAUGAUAUCGCAAUGUCGUUCUUUCUGCCAAGCCGUCGCCCUCGACAGCGAGCACAAAGUCGGCAGUGAUGACGAGGAGAUGGCCGAUGCUACGAAUCACGCCGGUGGCUAUAUGACUCCGGAGGAAGGGGAUGAGUCCGGUAGCGACAAGUCACGUACCCCUGGAUCGGCUCGAGGCAGGAAGAGGAAAGGCAGUCUUUCCGGCGGCAGCGCUCCUACGCCCAAGAAGCGACGUGGCCGGCCAUCCGGCGCACCGGGAAAGAAGACGCAGUCAAAGAAGGCUGGGCAGAGGAGCACAAGCUCGGGCUUUGAUGGUCCGGAUGGAUGAUGAUGAGUAGUAGCAUCAUGAGCUGUUUGUUCCCAUUCCAUCCAUCAUUUCGCGCUUUUUCAGGGGUUUGAUUUG